Molecule: messenger RNA, 940 nt
Organism: Mangifera indica (mango)
Lineage: Eukaryota; Viridiplantae; Streptophyta; Magnoliopsida; Sapindales; Anacardiaceae
Product: protein PHLOEM PROTEIN 2-LIKE A1-like
Exons: 2
Coding region: 94-777 (227 amino acids)
Source: RefSeq, a predicted model, not a curated record
GGCCAGCCUCUCUCCUAGUAUAAAAAACUAUGAUGCCAUGGACAUGGAGACAAUCGAUCAUUGAUAGCGGAGAGAAAUAGUUCUGGUCAAGAGAUGGCUGCUGCUCAAGAAACUCAGAUUUCUCAAACAAAAUUGCAGCUUCCAAACAACUAUGAAGCCAUUCUUGAAGAAGCAGACUCACAAAUUGAUAAAUCCUCCUCAGACAAGCUCUGUGAACAACUCUACUCCGGACUUUUCUUGAACCAAAAGAAAAAGAAAUUUUGGGUUGACAAGUCGACCCAGAAAAUUUUCUUCGUUUUGUUUGCAAAAUCUCUCUCAUACCCGAAAGGAAACUGGAUUCUGCAACCUAUCUCAACCGCCUCUCCCGGCGGGCUUGAGGAGUUCAAGUUGCAAGAAUCACACAGAUUAAUGAUCGAGGAGGCGAUUCUGCAAGAAUCAGAUAGUUUUGAGGUGAAAGGGAAAUUCAACACAUGCAAUCUCAGCCCUCUAACAUUUUACAAAGUUUCAUUUCUGAUAAGGAUGGAGAAGCAGGCUCAGGGAUGGGAAGAUCCUGUGAACCUGAGACUCGUCCAUCCGGAUGGAAGAGAGGAAGAACGCCGAGAGAAGUUGAAGGGAAAGCCGGAAAAUAAAUGGAUGGACGUUUUAGUUGGUACGUUUACAACGUUCAUCGAUGCUGGGGAGAUGGAGUUUUCUAUGUAUGAAUUCGGUAAGAGGAAGAAGAAAGGACUCGCCGUCCUUGCAGCCUUCAUCCAGCCAUUGCCAUUCCGAAACAACUAAGAAGGAAAAUGAUAAACUAUCUAUUUCGAGGUCGAUUUGCAGAAAUAUCAAUAAGCUGCCUGCAUCCAUGCACUUCUCAUCACAAUAUGAAUGAAAAAAUAAUAAUGUGCGAGGGUUACAUACUAUAUAAUAAGCAGCAAUAAAGAAUAUCGUUUUAUAAUAA